UCCGAGUUAUUCACUUUCGGUUUGAUCGGAAUUACCCGGAUUUUACCGGCAAAAUUUCGAAGCGACUAGGAAACAUACAGCGGUUAUUAGUUGAUAACUGCUUGAACGACGUGGUGCGUCUGCACAUACGCGGCUAUAUACUACUUCUUUACACCAUAUAAAAUGCCAACAAACAAAGACUUCUCCUUUUCAAUACGAGUGGGAGACACUACACUGCCAGAAUACAACAAAGAUGGAGUCAGUUAUGUAGAGAGCAACUUGUUCACACCAUUCAGCUACCAACAGGAAUAUUCAGAGAUCAUUCAUGGUGAAAAUGAAACGCAGAAAUGGCCAGUGACACCAUUUGUGAUUGCUCUUCGUGGAAAAUCUUCCAUUCCACGUUCAUAUUAUCGUGUGUAUGUGGAUGGUCAGGUGGUCAAGAAGAUGAGUGUUCCUCCAGGGAAGACCAGGCUCGUGAGAGGAUUCCGGGACGGAAAUAAUUGUGUGGAAUUCCUAUUUUCCCUGCCAAGGUUCUGCCGUGGAGAGGGCGACAAGUUGGCAACAGAUCAGGUGUCACGGGUCGGUCUUAUUGAGGUGGAGUGCUACAAGGCUGUAAAGAAGGCAACAUUUGUGACGAGGAGAAAGAGAGAUCUCCUCUUUGACCAGGCCAACAAGAACGACUGUUUUGUUGUCACACAAGGGCAAUACCUGAUGGCGACCACCAAGGCUGGGAGAGUCCUCAAGAAGCGCCCGACCACUAAGAUGACUGACCACUGGACAAUUGAGCGCAUGCGUAGUCGGCAGAGUGUGAAAUAUGUGACCUCACAAACUCUUGCUGAUCUUGGAAUUUCCAUCGUUCCCAUCCCCUUCCCCACCAAUCCCACAACAGAAAAAGGCAAAGAAAAAUCUGUUAAAAAAGAAAUAUGUACUAAACCAGUGAAGCAGGAAACCCAGGGUCCUUCUAGGGCCUUAGCCCCAGACAAGGGUCCUUCUAGGGCCUUAGCCCCAGACACUCGCAUCAAGUUUCUAAUUUGACUGUAGUACUGCAUUGACUCUGUAAUCAUUUAUAUUUACACCACAAACUGAUUAUCUAUUGCAUGUUAUGGUAUGGCAUUGUCCAUCCAUCCAUCCGUCCGUCUGCCCAACUUAAACUUCUAUUUGUCCCACAUUCCCCUUCUACAUUUUCGACCAUUCUCUUUGAAACUUGGUAUACAUUACAUGUAUUUUCAUGAAUUGAAGUUUUUUUCUUUGACAAGAAUUUUGUUUCAACAAUUUUUGCAAAGGUUAACAAGCUUUAUUUCAGUAAAUGACUUUUUGUCUGGAGAUUUACAUUUUUUUUUUUUUUUUUUACAGAUUUCUUUGAUAAUUGCUAUACAGUAUAAUUACUACAUGAAAUUGUGUUUGCCUGGAAGAAUUUUGAUUCAAUUAUUUUUGUAAAAAUAGUAUUGCCAUUGUUUAUUUCAGUAUGAUAUUUUGUCCAGAGAUUUCCUCCUAAAUUUUCAACUUUGAAUGCAUUAUCUAUGAUCAUGAUAUAAAGUUUCUGUUUACACGAAAACAUUUUGAUUCAACUAUUUUUGCAGAAGUUAUUGCCCUUUGUUUAUUUCUAAUACUUGCACCUUGUCCAGAGAUACCCUUUUACAGUUUUCUAUCAAUUUCUUUGAAACUUGGUAGACCCUUUAGUCAUGAUAUUAAGUUGUGUUUAAUGAGUUGGAGAUUUUGAUUACUAGUUUUCCUCAAAUUGUUAGAAAAUUGAACAUUGUCUUUGUAGUGAAAGGUGAGAUUUAUAACAUGCCACCUAGCAACUUUUAGGGUAAUGCAAAUAUUAUUAUAAUGCAAGACACUAUACAACACUACAUGACAUUAGACAUGUGUACAUUGCUCUGCCCUGCUGUACUGUUCUUCAGCAUCUCAUUUGACGUAAAUCACAUCCAUCUGACUCUCAUUUACAUACAUGUACUUCAUAUUCCAGAAAGUGUUUUAGUCUAGUCAUAAUGAAGUCUUUUUCUUGGGGAUAUUAAACAAUCAAAGUGUAAACAGUUUAUUAAGAUUUCCAAAAAACAAUGGCAACUGAUUCGAAUAGCUUGGUUGCAAUGAUAAUGGAAUGAAAACCUCUUGAUUGGUCAGAAUUUAGAUGAUGUAUGAUUUCGCCAAAAAUUGGUACAUAAGGGUUUUGAGGGAUGCUAAUCAUAGUGGCAAUAGUUUUU
Messenger RNA from Pecten maximus, 2183 nucleotides. RefSeq lists its product as uncharacterized. Bases 163 to 1014 code for a protein of 283 amino acids. Lineage: Eukaryota; Metazoa; Mollusca; Bivalvia; Pectinida; Pectinidae. The transcript is spliced from 6 exons. The record is from RefSeq and is a predicted model, not a curated record.